Mucor mucedo is the source of this 189-nucleotide messenger RNA. RefSeq lists its product as uncharacterized. The record is from RefSeq and is a predicted model, not a curated record. The transcript has a single exon. The annotation marks the transcript as partial. Lineage: Eukaryota; Fungi; Mucoromycota; Mucoromycetes; Mucorales; Mucoraceae.
GUACCUGGUGGUAAACCCAAAGCUUGCCCGUAUCAUCCAGACAAAAAUUGGAGUCGUCGACAUGCUACUGAAUGUCUCCAUAUUCACCGUCAUUUGUAUAUGCCUAUAACAAUCGAUGAUCCACUCUCUUUCAUGACCAAUUUGCUACCCAUACGUAAGCCCUGUCGUAAGUCUGAUUCUAUCAGCUGG